UGACACGAUGGUCUUGAUCUUGGUCUUGUACGGUCUGCAGCCAAGAAGGUAAACAUUGCCUGGGGCAGGCUGUGAUAUCAGGAGAAAAAUCAAGACUCCCUGGCCAUGGCAAGGGAAACCUGCACGAUGCUUCGUACAGUCAGCAGCCGCUGGCAGAGUAAGAAGAACUUUGCCCUGCCGAGUGUGUGCCGUCAGUACCACGUCGGGGGGCCCUCACUGACGGCAGACAUCCUUCAUGGCCACUGGGCCUCCAGCCACCAGUACCAGCAGCUGGACCUGGAAGAGAACUUUGCCUCAUCCAAGCUGCCCCUCAAUGAGCUGCCACCCAAGGAGGCCAAAGUGGUGGUGUGUGGCGGCGGCAUGGUGGGCACCUCCGUCCUCUACCACCUGGCCAUGCUGGGCUGGGGCAAGGACGUUGUCAUGCUGGAGCAGGGAAGGAUUGGCGGUGCUUCCUCAUGGAGGAGCUCAGGGUUCCUUGGGGGCGUGAAGCUCAUGCAGCCAGAGAUGAAAAUUUUAUGGAAAAGCAAAACCCUCGCCCAGGAGUUAUCUGAUGCUGGCCAUGACACAGGCUGGAAGCAGUGCGGGGGCCUCCACCUGGCGCGCACCCGGGACAGAAUCACACACUUCCGCAAGAUGAAGGCGAUUGCAGAAGCCAGUGGAACGGAGUGCUACAUUCUCACCCCAGAAGAAACUGCUAAGAAGUGUGACAUUCUCAACACGUCGGACUUGGUGGGGUCAUUCUGGGUGCCCAACGAUGGUGUGUGUGACCCUUACAAACUCACAUUCACUCUCCUCAAGCUGGCACUAGAACAAGGGUCGCAAGUGGUGGAGGAGUGCCACCUCUCCCGGAUACUGGUCCAGAAUGAGCGCGUGGUUGCCGUGGAGACCAGCAAGGGGAUGAUAGAGUGCGACUAUAUAGUGAACACCGGUGGGCUGUGGGCCAGAAACGUGGGCUGGAUGUCCGAGCCCCAGGUGAAGGUUCCCGUCCAUCCCGCCGAGCACUACUUCCUCUACACACAGAAGCUGGACGGCAUUGAUCCCCUGAUGCCGGCCAUAAGAGAUCCAGACGGUAACAUAUACAUGAGGGAGUUCAACGGAGGCUUCCUGUGUGGAGGGUUUGAGAAGUGGGCCAAGCCGUCCUUUGAGAAAGAGUUACCAGGUGCACAUCAGGACCGGGAGUUGCUGGAGGACUGGGACCACUUCUUCGUGAUGCUGCGUGAGAUGCUGUUCCGCGUCCCCGUCAUGAAGAACGCCGUGCUGGGCCGCCUCUACAACACCUCCUGCGCCUUCUCCGCCGACCACCGCUGGAUUCUGGGGAUGGUGCCUGAGCUGACUAACUACUUUGUGGCGGCCGGUCUGCGUAGUGGCGGCAGCACUGCGGCGGGCGGCAUCGGCUCCAUGAUUGCCGAGUGGAUCGUCAGUGGCACCCCAAACAUGGACGCGUACGACCUCGACAUCUUGCGUUUUCUUCCGAUGCACAACAACGGAAAGUUCUUGAUGGACCGCGUACAAGAGAUUCCAGGAAUCCAUUACAGCAUCGCGUACCCCUUCCCGGACUUCACAACCGGGCGCUGCCUACGCAUGUCACCCAUAUUCCCUAGACUGAAGGCUGCCGGCGCUGUGUUUAACCAGGUCAUGGGCUACGAGCGCCCCAGCUACUUCGUUCCAAAGUCCAGCGCAGAUGUAGAAGAGUAUGAAACAUCAGCCGACAGUGAGAUUUCAUUCCCAUUCGAAAUCGCAAAGACCCAAACAUGGACCAAGCCACAGUGGUUCAACUAUGCCGCCAACGAGUACGCGGCCUGCAGGGAGGGCGUGGCCAUUCUUGACUACUCCUCCUUUGCCAAGUUUGAUGUCUGGUCCAAAGGGAACGAGGUUGUGCAGGCCUUGCAGUACCUGUGCAGCAACGACGUGGACAUUCCCGUCGGCAACAUCAUUCACACUGGGAUGCAGAACCCUUACGGCGGCUACGAGAAUGACUGCUCCCUGGCUCGCACGGCACCCAACCACUACAUGAUGAUCGCGCCGAGCAUCCAGCAGACCCGCUGCGUCACCUGGCUCAAGAGGAACCUUCCGGCGGAUGGUUCGGUGGUCAUGAGUGACGUCACUUCCAUGUACACGGCCAUAUGUCUGAUGGGCCCACUGGCCCGGAAUGUUCUGUCCGAGUUAACAGAUGAAGACCUCUCCACCAAGACCUUCCCAUUCUUCUCCUUCAAGGAGAUCGAUGUUUGUCUGGCCAAUGGGAUCCGUGCCAUGAACAUCACCCACACCGGGGAGCUGGGAUGGGUGCUGUACAUCCCGAAUGAGUUUGCGCUACACGUGUAUGAAAACCUGGUGUCCGUGGGCAAGAAGUACAACAUGCUGCACGCCGGAUACUAUGCAAUGCGCUCCCUCAGGAUAGAGAAGUUUUAUGCCUUCUGGGGCCAAGACCUGGAUUCCACCACAACCCCCUUGGAGUGUGGCCGAAGCUUCAGAGUCAAACUUAAUAAAGACAUUGAUUUCAUCGGUCGGGAAGCUCUGGAGCAGCAGAAGAAGAAAGGUGUGAAGAGACUGUACGUGCAGCUUCAGUUGGAGGACCACAACCCAGAGGUGGACCCUUGGGCCUGGGGUGGGGAGCCCAUCUACAGGGACGGUGUCUUCGUGGGCGUCACCACCACCACCGGCUACGGCUUCACACUCAACAACCUGAUUUGCCUCGGCUUUGUGAGGAACUACGAUGAAAACGGCAACAUGGACUACGUAACCCCAGAGUACAUAAUGGCUGGUCACUACGAGGUGGAUAUUGCCGGCGUGCGUUACCUAGCCACCGCCACACUGCGCUCGCCCUCCCUGCCCACCAAGUUCCCAGAGCCCCAGGCCAACCGCUACCUGGCAACGCAGACUUAACUCUCGUGAUAAUUUAGCGCACAAGUUAAGUGUUCCCGGAGCUGAGGUAAGGAAUCUCUAACAUUAUUCUAUGUAGUUUUGUUGAAGAAGGUUUAUAUGGUGCUGUCAGAUUAGAAAGCUAGAAUCUGUAUUGUUUUGAGAAAUGUAACAGCUGGGUAGCUGUAGUAUACUGCCUUGAAAUAAGUUUUCUUUAUGUAGCUCGAGUGAUGUGAAAUCCUUGUAGAAGGUAUUUGCUAGUCAUUAUGAUAGUAUUAUAUAGAGGAAGUAAUAGUCAUGUGGCCUGCAGCCUUAUGUUCAAGACUGACAUAAUUAGGCACCACAUUGAUGUGAUAAUAGACAGGGACAGGCCCAGUAAGAUAUCAUGAGAAUUGAAGAUCCUGCAAACCAUGUCCACCAUCAUUAAGGACAAAGCAAGUUGCAAGGAACUGGCUGCUACCAUUGUGACCCUUGAGUUAAGAAGAUAGCCUUGCUCAUUCUUGAUUAUCUCAUGGGAAUAAUUUCUUCAAUAUCCGACUGUUCGAUAACUGACCUGUUGUCUGGGUACAGGUAUAGGUCGGUUGUGGAAAAUUCCUGUAUAUAUAUUAAUAUGUAGUUUAUUAGAUGGUUUUCCAGUGUCCAUAGAUUGUGUAAAUAUUGUUUAUAGCUCUGUGUAUAUAAUAGAUAAGGAUAAACAGAAACUAUAAACGAGGUCCUUAGUAAUUAUGUAGACAGUGACUGAACUAUUCAAUAAGUCUUUGUUUUAAUUAAUGAUGCUUAGUGUAGAAAGAGAUUUAUGCCUCCUAUUCAAGUUCCUGCUCCUUCAUUGUCAACACUGCUAAGCCACAGGUGUUAAUUAUCUACAAGUCUGUCUUUGAUAUUGUAGAAUGUUUUAUAAAUGCAUAGCUGAGGCAACAUCUCCUUGAAGCUCACAUGAUAGAGACUAACAUAGAAAGAUUGGAAUUUAAGGGGACACAAUGCUUCCCUUCAACUGAGGAUUGUCUGUAUCUGUUUAUUUACUCUUUUUUUUCCUGGCUGUAGAUACUUAAGUUAGGUGUGAAUAAGUCCACACAACUCAUGGUGCAUUAUUAACUUGAUAAGGAGUGAACAUUUUAACCUUCACUGUGUUCAUAUCAAAUUUACAUUUAUAUGACUACCAGCAGUUUAGUAAUACAAUAGUUAUGACUUUCUUACUGUGCAUAAAAUAAAUUACUGCCUUUAAUAUAUCUUAAUUUCUU
Molecule: messenger RNA, 4097 nt
Organism: Eriocheir sinensis (Chinese mitten crab)
Lineage: Eukaryota; Metazoa; Arthropoda; Malacostraca; Decapoda; Varunidae
Product: pyruvate dehydrogenase phosphatase regulatory subunit, mitochondrial-like
Exons: 17
Coding region: 106-2883 (925 amino acids)
Cellular component (GO): mitochondrion
Molecular function (GO): protein binding; oxidoreductase activity
Source: RefSeq, a predicted model, not a curated record